Messenger RNA from Cydia amplana, 1376 nucleotides. It is a transcript of the gene Nadk2, whose product is annotated as NAD kinase 2, mitochondrial. The record is from RefSeq and is a predicted model, not a curated record. The coding region runs from base 72 to 1376 and encodes 434 amino acids. The transcript is spliced from 11 exons. NCBI's taxonomy places the organism in Eukaryota, Metazoa, Arthropoda, Insecta, Lepidoptera, Tortricidae. Gene Ontology annotation, cellular component: mitochondrion. Gene Ontology annotation, molecular function: NAD+ kinase activity. Gene Ontology annotation, biological process: NADP+ biosynthetic process; NAD+ metabolic process.
GUGAACGAUUUUGUGUUAGUGUAAGCUUAACUUUGAUUUAAGUGAACUAUUUUAUAACUAAAAGUUUUGCAAUGUCAGUGCUAAAUAACAUCAGUGUUUCUAUAAGUAAAGGAUUGAGACGUCUCCGGAAAUCGAAACACCUGAAUGGGGCCAUUCGCAGCGCCAGCACGGAGCCCCCUAAGCUACAUAUGGACAAAUGCCUCAUAGUGUCUAAGGUCACCCGCUACGAGUAUGAGAAACACAGUCUCGACAACAUAUCCGACGCUGAAUUGGAAGUUGUUCUUCGGAAAAGAGGGUCAGACUUCGACGCCUUGCUGCAGAACCAUAGAGAACAGAAGGCUUUCGAGCAAAGUGUGGCCAGGAGUCUCACGGAGAUGGGGCGCAAAGUAGAAAUGGCUAGCAGAUUGACGUACAACGAGGAUCUGAUAAAAUGGUGCGACGUUGUCGUCCCGUGCGGCGGAGACGGCACCUUCCUUCUAGCAGCUUCUAGAGUAAGAGAUGCUAACAAGCCGGUGAUCGGGUUCAACAGCGCGCCGCAUAAGUCCGUCGGGCGGCUUUGCCUGCCCACCUGGUGCUCGAACGAUGUCAAAGGUGCGCUCCACGCUUUGAAGGAGGGCCGGUUCAGAUGGAUGCGGCGAUCGCGGAUACGAACGACUGUCACCUGCGAAGCUAAACUAUUGGACACUAUCACACCAGUUGAUCUACAUACGCUACAUUAUAGCAGGUACUCAGCCGUGUCCCAGGCCCUGGACAACCCGGAAAACCCUCAAUCAUCAGCUCCCCACCGGGAGCAGUUCACCACAGCGCAGAGGAAUUCGGUGCUGCACACCAAAGUGCUGCCGUUUCUGGCCCUCAACGAGGUGUUCAUAGGCGAGAGCGUGACGUCGCGAGUGUCGUUGCUCCGGCUUCAGAUAGACAAGGGCGCGUGGACGCACACGAAGAGCUCGGGGCUGUGUGUGAGCACGGGCACGGGCAGCACGUCGUGGCAUUACAGUAUAAACUGCCUCCGCACCCACUCUGUGCUGGAGGUGAUGAGUAUCCUCUGCAGGGAGGGCGUCGCGGUCGACACCACGCUCGAGAAGGCGAGGGAGGUCGCCGAGAAAUACAACCAGAAACUCAUGUUCGCCGCCGACUGUGACAAGCUGGCCUACUCCGUCCGAGAAUACAUAACGUUUGAGGAUUGGCCGGUGCCAAGAGGCCUUCGGGUUCGCGACCGCGCCGACACAGUACGGGUGAAGUCACACUGCGUCGAUGCUGGUCUGGUGAUCGACGGGAGCGUCUCGUUUCCUUUCAACGACGGCACGGAAGCCCUACUCGAGAUACACCCCGAAGACGCCCUUAUGACUGUACACAUGGAUGAUUCGUUGCCAUAUUAA